Molecule: messenger RNA, 1311 nt
Organism: Lotus japonicus
Lineage: Eukaryota; Viridiplantae; Streptophyta; Magnoliopsida; Fabales; Fabaceae
Product: triacylglycerol lipase 2-like
Exons: 9
Coding region: 15-1229 (404 amino acids)
Biological process (GO): lipid metabolic process
Molecular function (GO): hydrolase activity, acting on ester bonds
Source: RefSeq, a predicted model, not a curated record
UAAACAUAUUUUCAAUGGCUAAGAUUGUGCUGGUUCUGUUUUCCAUAGUUCUGCUUUGCAUUACAGCAGCACAAGGGAGAAAAACACUUCACACAAACAAUGAAGUUCAAACAUCUUCUUCAGUUUCUAAUGAUGGUAUCUGCAAGACAAUGGUAGAGACACAAGGUUACAAUUGUGAAGAACACACGGUUACAACAGAGGAUGGUUACAUCCUGAGCCUUCAGAGGAUGCCAGAAGGGCAGUCCGGCAAGAAAGCCGACAAGCCGCCAGUGCUAUUACAACAUGGUGUCCUCAAUGAUGCCAUAACAUGGCUUUUCAAUUCUCCAGAGGAAUCAUUGGCAUUUAUUUUAGCAGAUAAUGGGUUUGAUGUGUGGCUUGUGAAUUCUCGCGGGACAAAAUAUAGCAGCAAGCACAUAACACUUAGUCCUAAUGACAAGGCUUAUUGGAAUUGGUCAUGGGAUGAAUUAGCUAGUUACGAUCUUUCUGCUUCAGUCCAGUAUGUGUACAACCAAACUGGUCACAAAUUGCACUAUGCAGCUCAUUCUUUGGGAACUUUAAUGGCUCUAGCUGCUCUCUCACAAGGGCAGUUGCUGAAUAUGGUGAGAUCAGCUGCGUUACUAAGCCCAAUUGCUCAUCUGAAUCAGAUUCCUUCACAGCCAACAAAACUGGCUGCUGACAUAUUUAUAGCUAAUGAUGUAUACUGGUUAGGCAUCUAUGAGUUCAUCCCAAACGGGGAUGUUGUAUCAAAAUUUCUUGAAGGAAUCUGCCACACUCUAAACCUCAACUGCUCAAACCUGAUGAAACUUUACACAGGUCCAAAUUGCUGCAUCAAUUCUUCCAUGAUAGAUGUCUUGCUUGAUCAUGAACCACAACCAACAUCAACUAAGAAUUUGAUCCAUCUAUCUCAAAUGGUCAGAACGGGAAAAAUAACAAAGUAUGAUUAUGGUGAUCAAGGACAAAAUAUGCAACACUAUGGACAACCGGUUCCUCCUGUUUAUGACAUGACCAACAUCCCAAAUGAGUUUCCACUUUUUCUCAGCUAUGGAGGGCAAGAUAUGCUAUCUGAUGUAAAAGACGUGCAAGUUUUGCUCAAUGACCUCAAAGAUCACGAUGGGAACAAGCUCGUGAAAGUGUUCAGGGAAGAUUAUGCCCAUGCUGAUUUUGUUAUGGGAGUCAAUGCUAAUCAACUUGUCUAUGAUCCUAUGAUGGAUUUCUUCAAUGUUAAUUGAUUUUACAAUGAUUAUUCGAUAUUGUACAUAACUUCUUUUACAUUUAAAUUUAAAGUUCAAUGGAAUAUGUUACAUUCUCCUC